UUUGGACAGGCACAAAUGAAUGUGGCGGAUCGGCUUCGGAAAACUUUGCAAUUCCUCGAGGGUCAUAUUACUUGGAAACACCGAGCUGUAACAGUUCCACGCAAUUUUCGCCUUUUGGAAGAGCUAGAAGACGGCCAGAAGGGAGCAAGUGAUGGGACAGUAAGUUGGGGACUUGAAGACGAUGAAGAUAUGACACUGACAAGGUGGACAGGAAUGAUUAUUGGACCUCCAAGGACAAUUUAUGAAAACCGAAUAUACAGCCUUAAAAUAGACUGUGGUCCUAGAUAUCCAGAGGUAGCUCCACAUGUUAGAUUUGUAACAAAAAUAAAUAUGAAUGGAGUAAAUAAUUCCAAUGGAACGGUGGAUCCAAAAAGCAUAUCAGUCCUAGCUAAGUGGCAGAAUUCAUAUAGUAUCAAAGCUGUCCUGACGGAACUUCGGCGUCAAAUGAUGUGUAAAGAAAAUGGAAAACUUGCUCAGCCCCCAGAAGGACAAAGUUACAGCAAUUAAUCUGGAAUUUAACCUCUCUCUAUUCAAGCUUACUUCAUUCUCCACUGUAGUAUUUUUUUUCUAGGCGCAUCUUGUAGAUCUCAAAGUACUGGAAAAAAAAAUUCCCAUUAAAAAGCAAUUAAUCUUAAUACUGUAAAUGUAAGCCAAUACUAAUUGUUUUUGUUGGACAAAAGUUGUAUGAUAACACAAAUAAUCUUGCGCGUAACCACUGUCUACACAGUAGAAUCUUUGUUGUCAGGAAUUAUCUAUUGAAAUUAGUACUGUUGAGACCAGUGUGGCACAUUUAGCUAAAGCUGUGAAUAUGCACAUCACACAGACACUUGCUGCAGGUUUGGCCUUUAAAUUAUUGUCCCUUCGCAAUAGUAUUAAAGCUCAGGGCUAUUUAUUAGAGUCUAAACACAAAGGAUGGAAUGAUCAGUGCAGUAUUGUUUUCUGGUCUUCAUCUGCCAAUGGGGUUUAUCUUGCUUUCAGAGCCAACUUUUCCUUUGUGCUGUCUCUAGUAAAUGCUGAACAAGGCUGAUGUAUUUUGGACCACUAACCUUAGUUUGCUGUAAUGUGGAUGCAAGCUACGUGUAUAACUAUUUGGUGUGUCCAGGACUUUUUUGACAUUCAUGUUUGUACAAAGCCACAUUUUAAAGCAGCGGGUAUCACCACAACUCUUAAACAACCAUUGUUUCCAUUAAAAGCCUAUUUUGUUGAAAAAUGUUUAAGAUAUUAGAUGUAUGGAUAUAACAGUCUCGGAAAUUAAAGAAUUUAACAUAACUUAAUGGUAUUCUAUUAAUAGCCUUUUAUUGUGUCAGCCUGAUUAUGAAAUAUUAAAAUUGUGCAUUAUGGGUAAGACAUGGAUUAUAUUUAAGCUAAAUUGUAAAUAUAAUAGCUUUGACUGCAUCUAAAAUAUAAAAGUGCAUAUAAAAUGCAGGUUAGAAAAACAUUCUCUUUAUAAAUUUGUCAUAAGCUUUUACAUGUACAUCAGCGGACUGAAUACUAGUGUCUUGUAAUACACUUGUGGCAGUUGUACUAGAAAUUAUUUUUUGGAUAUGUGUGGGCUGUUUUCUAUGUAUUGGAAUUUUAUCUACAGUAGCCACAGAUGCAAGUAUUCUUAUAGAACAAGGCAAUAUAGUGCGUUCGAACAAUUUUUGUGUAACUCUGGGACUUCAAUCCAACAGAUAGGCUAAGACUCUGUUACAGUGGUUCAAUGUAAAAUUAUUCUGUAAAAUCACAAUCUGCUACUCAGUGGGCAUGAAUCCACAACCUAAGCUGCUUUUGGUUAGAUAUUAAUUGAUAAUCUCCCUUAAAAAGGUUAAGGGUAUAAAUUGCAAAUGUUGCAAUGUUACAUCAAAAUAUACUCCUAAAAUUCGGUUACAGCAUAUUAUCUUUUUCAUUUUUCUUGGAUUCAGCAUUACGAGCAGCUCUUGGUGAUCCUUAAUUUUCCUUUGAUAUUGAUUGAAUUUUCUGUCCCAUAUCUAGGUAAAUGAACUGAUUCCUUGUAGUGCACUCCAGCUACCAAAACCUUGUGCUAUCAAAACUCUACAAAUUAAAAUUGACGUGUGCUUGUGUUAGGCAGGUUUGGGCUUUGGGCUAGCUACAUGUUCUAAUUGCAUGGGACAGUAAGCAAUAAAUAGUGACAGUGAACUCUAUAUGUUCCUAUCUUGAUAAUUGAUAUAAUUUUCUUCCAUACACAUGAAAAUGUAUAAACACAUGAAUUAGGAGCAUAGGUAGACCAUAUAACUCCUUAGCUUGCCCUGCCAUUUUAUAAGAUUGUAGUUGAUCUGAUUGUGACCUCAAAUCCACUUUCCUAACUACCUGAUACCCUUGAUGAUGUAGCAUGAUCAUAACAUGUAAAAUGUUUACCUCAACUUGUUUCGGCUGAUCAACAAGACUGAAACUAAACUUUGACUGAUUUCCAGGUGAAAAAGGCAACCAUAUAAAUAACAUUUAUUCUUUGAAGUAUAUUGGAACUGAUGUAAAAUAAGCAACUAUAUCUGAAGAUAAAACAGCAAUUCAUCAUUUUUGACUUGCAGUCAAACAUUGAAAGUAGCCAAAAAUAUAAUGACCCUGGAUUGAGUAACCAAUUAACAUUUUGUACGUAUUUCGGGUAGAGCAAUGUGUACAUUCUGGUCUCCUGACCAGCAAACCUGUCUAGAUUGGUCUGGUUGGUGGUUUUCUUGACACUUGUGUAUUAUGCCCUUGCAUUUCAACCCAGGCAAAAAAAAUUUACUUGUCAACUGUUGUGCCUGGUCAAGUUGUAUUUCAGCUGGUGUUGGAUGGUAAAUAGUCAGAACAUAUUCUGAUGUUGCAUACUGACGUAAGGAUGUUCAACAUAAAUUCCUUUUCCUUAAAUCGCUUUCAAAAUUUAGAAUAUUGUUGAAUCUGCUAGAAUCUGUUCAAGCAGCCAGGCCUAAUUUAAAAUACUCCUGAGAGAUAAAAGUUGGUUAGCAACCUCCUCAACCUUGUUCUCUACUCAGUUAGACUCUGUUGCUGCCUUGUUAAAACACUGUAUACCGCAGUGUUAAAAGAAAAAUCAGUUCCUGUUUUUUAAUUGACAUGAUGCCAGCCACAUCUUUUGUUUUUUGGGAUGGGGGGGGCUGGGAUAUAAUGGUCAGGUAAAUCGAGGAGGAUGUUCCAGCCGUAGUACAGAUUUUUUUCUGUUAAGUUUUUGUCAGCCAUCUUAGGCAUUUUAGGCUCAUCUUGUUAUUGGCUCAAACAAAUGAGGAUGCAUCAUAGAUCAAGAUUAUUUGUGUUAUUGCUUCCAGAUUCCAUUAUUUCAAACUGUUCUGCUCUCCAGGUCCAUACUCCUUACCCUGUCUCAGUGCUUUGUGAUCUGACCCAUAUCUCUGUCUACCGUGGGAGAUGUAUUGAUCCUCCUUUAAAUAACUGCAUUUUUGGUUUCUUUUAAAUUGAAAAUCUGUAAGUAAAUUCUAUUAUUUAUCUUCUACCUGUAUUAUCUCAUUUAUAGCCAUAAAACAUGAAGUACAAAAAUAAAAAUGAUUUCAAUUUUAUUCUUUAAAAGCAUUACAGUAUUGGUAGUGAGAGUAGCCGCUAUCAUUUCUUAAAGCUAGCAUGAUAUAAGGAGAGAACUGGGAAUUGAUAAAAAUACCUUUUAAAAGCUAACGUGGGCUCCCUAACUCCAGUUCAAUCCUCGUCUAACCGGCUGACUUCAGUUAGCAAUAACAGUAAGAUUGCCUCAAUUACCUAAUGCUUUGGAAUAAUUUGCUUCAUUGUUUCAUACUUUUAAUAUUUCUGAUUUGCUGUUUAAUGAGUACACGAUUGGAUCUAAUCAACCAAAGUCUGGCACAAAUUUGCAUAAUACUGGCAUGAUACAAAUAUUUAAGAACAGAGUUUGAUACAUCAGAUGUUGGACAGGAAGUGUCUGCUAUGUACAUUGUUUUUCAUUUUAACUUGUAGGUAUCUUGCAGUAUGUUGGAGCAUGUGCUGUUUUAUAACAAAGGUGCUAUACCAUGUAACUUAAGCUGUAAUUUUAUUGGGACAUUUGUUAAAGUGACAGAAGUCCAAUUUUAUUUUUAUUACAUAUUCUGGAGUUUUGACUGAU
This is a messenger RNA of Chiloscyllium plagiosum (whitespotted bambooshark), 4057 nucleotides long. Lineage: Eukaryota; Metazoa; Chordata; Chondrichthyes; Orectolobiformes; Hemiscylliidae. The record is from RefSeq and is a predicted model, not a curated record.